Molecule: messenger RNA, 3356 nt
Organism: Mercurialis annua (annual mercury)
Lineage: Eukaryota; Viridiplantae; Streptophyta; Magnoliopsida; Malpighiales; Euphorbiaceae
Product: endo-1,4-beta-xylanase 1-like
Exons: 8
Coding region: 308-3145 (945 amino acids)
Biological process (GO): carbohydrate metabolic process
Molecular function (GO): hydrolase activity, hydrolyzing O-glycosyl compounds
Source: RefSeq, a predicted model, not a curated record
GACUUGUUUAACCCAAUCUGGAAGACAAAGCAAUUGUGCAAAACAAGUCAUCAACAACCUUAGCCUUGCAGAGAAGAGAAACAUUCACAUAACAAAAAUUAAAUUUUAUUGGGUUAAAGAAGAGCGAUUUAUGUAUAACUAAAUAACCAAAAAUUGAUUCUUUAAAUUUUAUUGGAGUAAUUUUAAUUCUUUAGUUUGGAUAAAUAAAAUCCGACAAAAAGGCGAGUUUAAGGAAUUUGAUUAGUUGUUUGGUUAGCCGCGCUUUUCUUAGAAAACACUCUUGAAAUUCUCAACGGAUGCGUAUUUAAUGAAGAGAUUCUCUUCUUGCUGCUUCGUCAGUCGUGCUUUCAACAAUUCAAAUCGCAGGCUCAAAAGACAUUCUCAGAGAUCUAAAGAUACCAUGGGCAACAACACACAGCCGAAUACUGGCAUUAAUGAGAUUAUGAACCAAAACGUUACCAGUUUGAGUGGUGAUGCUGCUGACAAUAUUAUUAUAAACCAUGAUUUCUCUCGGGGCCUGCACUCUUGGCACCCAAAUGGCUGUGAUGGUUUUGUGAUUUCAGCAAAAUCAUGCUUCUUGCCAAAGUCGGGCAGCAAUUAUGCAGUCGUUUCAAAUCGAAAAGAAAGCUGGCAGGGCUUGGAGCAAGAUAUCACAAGCAGUGUUGCGCCAUGUUCCAGUUAUUCAGUUUCUGCAUUUGUUGGAGUUUCAGGGCCUUUUGAGGGACCUUCUGAUAUCCUUGCAACUUUGAAAUUGGAAUACCAAGAUUCACCGACUGACUAUUUGUUCAUCGGAAAAACUUCUGCGUCAAAGGAGAGAUGGGAAAAGUUGGAAGGUAGAUUCUCACUGUCAACCAUGCCCAACCGAGUUGUCUUUUACUUGGAAGGUCCUUUACCUGGAGUGGACUUGCUUAUUGAUUCAGUAGUGAUUACCUGCUCGAGUCGAAACGACUUCAAUAAUACGAGAACCAGAUGCGACAAUGGUGGAGAUGGAGACCAGAAUAUCAUCCUAAAUCCAAAAUUUGAGGAUGGCCUAAGUAACUGGUCUGGAAGAGGCUGCAAGGUUGUAGUUCAUGACUCUAUGGCGGAUGGAAAAAUUGUCCCAAUGUCUGGAAAAGUUUUUGCAUCUGCAACUGAACGCACCCAGAACUGGAACGGAAUUCAGCAGGAGAUAACUGCAAGGGUGCAGAGAAAGCUUGCUUAUGAGGUCAUUGCUGUUGUUAGGAUAUAUGGCAACAGUGUUACUAGUGCUGAUGUAAGGGCUACUUUAUGGGUCCAAACACCAGAUCUCCGAGAACAGUACAUAGGCAUUGCCAAUAUGCAGGCUACAGACAAGGACUGGGUUCAGUUGCAGGGGAAGUUCCUUCUUAAUGGUUCUGCUAAAAGAGUAGUGAUUUACUUAGAAGGUCCACCUGCAGGCACCGAUAUUCUUGUCAAUAGUUUUGUUGUAAAGCAUGCAGAAAAAAUCCCUCCUUCACCUGCUCCUGUAAUUGAGAAUCCCGCUUAUGGAAUUAACGCGAUUCAGAAUUCCAAUCUGAGUGAUGGAACCAGUGGGUGGUUCCCUCUUGGUAAUUGCACUCUCAGUGUUGCAACUGGUUCGCCGCACAUACUUCCUCCAAUGGCAAGGGAAUCCCUUGGUCCUCAUGAACCUUUAAGCGGUCGUUACAUCCUUGUUGCUAAACGUACACAGACUUGGAUGGGCCCUGCACAGAUUAUCACAGAUAAAAUCAAACUCUUUCUGACAUACCAAGUUUCUGCAUGGGUUAAGAUUGGUUCUGGAGCAACUGGUCCUCAAAAUGUGAAUGUUGCACUUGGAGUGGAUAAUCAGUGGGUGAAUGGAGGACAAGCUGAGAUUAAUGAUGACAGGUGGCAUGAAAUUGGCGGAUCCUUCAGAAUUGAGAAGCAACCAUCUAAGAUAAUGGUUUAUGUCCAAGGUCCUGCUCCCGGUGUUGACUUCAUGCUCGCGGGACUUCAGAUUUUUCCCGUUGACCGAGAGGCAAGACUCAAACAUUUGAGAAGGCAAACUGACAAGAUUCGCAAGCGCGAUGUCACCCUGAAAUUCUCAGGUCACUCACAGAGUCUACUUGGUACCUUUGUUAAAGUAAAACAAACACAAAACAGUUUCCCGUUCGGUUCAUGCAUUAGCAGGACCAACAUAGAUAAUGAAGAUUUUGUCAACUUCUUUGUGAAAAAUUUCAACUGGGCUGUGUUUGGAAAUGAGUUGAAAUGGUAUUGGACAGAAUCACAGCAAGGAAACUUCAACUACAAGGACGCGGAUGAGAUGUUAGAUUUCUGUACACAAAACAAAAUCGAAACACGCGGUCACUGUAUCUUCUGGGAAGUGGAAGGCACUGUCCAGCCAUGGCUUAAAGCUCUAAACAAAAGUGACUUGGCGAUAGCUGUUCAAAAUCGUUUAACAGGACUUCUCAACCGCUACAACGGAAAAUUCAGGCAUUAUGAUGUGAACAACGAGAUGCUGCAUGGAUCAUUCUACCAAGACCGGUUGGGUAAGGAUAUCCGAGCAAACAUGUUUAAGACUGCAAAUCAGCUAGAUUCGUCCGCUAUCCUCUUUGUGAAUGAUUAUCACGUCGAGGACGGAGACGACACAAGAUCAUCUCCAGAAAAGUACAUAGAGCAGAUUUUGGAUUUGCAGGAACAAGGAGCUCCAGUUGGAGGAAUCGGAAUCCAAGGACAUAUAGAUAGUCCGGUGGGGCCUAUUGUUUGUUCUGCUCUCGAUAAACUCGGUAUUCUCGGCCUUCCAAUCUGGUUUACAGAGCUGGAUGUAUCUUCCAUUAAUGAACAUGUUAGAGGUGACGAUUUGGAAGUUAUGCUUCGAGAAGCCUUCGCUCAUCCCGCCGUUGAAGGAAUUAUGAUGUGGGGAUUUUGGGAGUUGUUCAUGAGCCGAGACAACUCUCAUUUGGUUGAUGCAGAAGGUGAGCUCAAUGAAGCUGGUAAAAGAUACCUUGCGCUUAAAGACGAGUGGCUGACACGCGCGCACGGUCAUAUUAACGAGCAGGGAGAGCUGACAUUUAGAGGGUUUCAAGGUACAUAUACACUGGAAAUCAAUGUUUUGUCCAAGAAGAUUAGAAAAACAUUUGUUGUCGAUAAGGGUGACUCUCCUCUUGAGAUAACUAUUGACUUGCACUAAAAGGCACUGCUUGCUUGUUCGUUCCAGUGAUUUUAUAAGUCAAAAGCUUGUGUUUUAAAAACUUUAUUCCUUUUCAAAAAAAAAAAAAAAAACUUUAUUCUGUAAAUAAUUGAAAAGUGCUCCCUGGCCCUGUUUGAUCAACUAGGAUCUUGAUUCAUCAUUUACAUUGUAUACGCACCUAAGGUCCUAAACAAAGAUACAAUUUGUUGUU